Kwoniella botswanensis is the source of this 744-nucleotide messenger RNA. RefSeq lists its product as uncharacterized. The record is from RefSeq and is a predicted model, not a curated record. Lineage: Eukaryota; Fungi; Basidiomycota; Tremellomycetes; Tremellales; Cryptococcaceae. The coding region runs from base 1 to 744 and encodes 247 amino acids. The transcript has a single exon.
AUGACAUCCUCUUCCUCUUCCUCACCACCUCUGAAACGGCCCAGACCACCACCACACUCCCCUUCCCCUUCCAACCCCGGAUCACAUCUCCAUACGAACAAAAGAAUCAAGCUGCAUGACUCAACCUCCAAGCUCGAAUCGAUCCUCUCAUCCCUUUAUGACUUUACCAGCAUAUCUCACCAUCAAGUCAACAGUGCCCAGCGACAACUCGAUUCCCUAUGUGCAUACCAGACAUCCUUGGAAAGGGCGAACCAGUCACUCAGAUCGUCACUCAAGGAAGAACGUAGCUCUCAUCAAGUGACGAAAAAGGAUUGGGAGAUGGCUCAAUCGUCAAUACGACGAUUGAGGAAGGAAAACGAUAUACUGCUGAGAAAAUAUAGCAAGGUGGAUGAUGAGCUGGCUAAAGAGAAGGAGAAGUACGAGAGGGCUAGGGAGAAAUUGGAGAAGGAGUUCAAGGACCACUUGACAACAGCUAAAGAGUUGUCCAGAGUGAAAGAGGAAAUCACUUUGCUCAAAACUAUACAACGACCUGAGGUAUCCAAUCUGACGGAUGAGUUGGAACGUACUGAGAAGGAAUCUACGAAUAUGGAGAAGGAGAACGAAUAUCUUAUCAGGAAGAAUAUGGAUCUAGAAGUUAACCUUGAGAAUUAUGAGAAAGAUAGAUCCAUUGUUAUUCUAGAGCUUUUAGACGAUUUGAGGGAUGUUUGUGCAGAUAAAGAAGACUUGGAUAUGAUUCGAAAGUGA